AUGUCGUGCCCCUCCUUCCAGCAGGGCUUCAGAUGUGGCGGCCGGAGCUUCAGCUACUGCUCAGCUGUCCUCCCCCGGGUGGUCACUCACUAUGCAGUGAGCCAGGGGCCAUGCCGGACUGGGGGCAGUGGGAGCUUCCGUGCCCUGGGCUGUCUCGGCUCCCGGAGCCUGUGCAACGUGGGUUUCGGGCGGCCCCGGGUGGCCUCCAGGUGUGGCCUGCCUGGCUUUGGGUAUCGAGCAGGCACCACUUGUGGGUCUUCUGCCUGCAUCGCCCCUGUAACCAUCAAUGAGAGCCUGCUGGUCCCACUCGAGCUGGAGGUCGAUCCAACUGUCCAGAGGGUGAAGAGGGAUGAGAAGGAGCAGAUCAAGUGCCUCAAUAACCGCUUUGCAUCCUUCAUCAACAAGGUCCGGUUCCUGGAACAGAAAAACAAGCUGCUGGAGACCAAGUGGAACUUCAUGCAGCAGCAGAGGUGCUGCUCGAGCAACAUCGAGCCCCUUUUCGAGGGCUACAUCUCCACCCUUCGGAGGCAGCUGGACUUGUUGACUGGGGACCGAGACCAGCUGGAGUCAGAGUUCCGCUGCCUGCAAGACACGCUGGAGGGCUACAAGAAAAAAUAUGAGGAGGAGCUCUCCCUGCGGCCCAGUGCUGAGAACGAGUUUGUUGCCUUGAAGAAGGAUGUGGACACGGCCUUCCUGAUAAAUUCUGACCUGGAGAUCAAUGUGGAAGCUCUGAUCCACGAGCUCGACUUCCUGAAAACCCUGUAUACCGAGGAGACAAAUCUUCUCCAGUCUCAGAUCUCAGAGACCUCAGUCACUGUGAAGAUGGACAAUAGCCGGGAGCUGGACACGGAUGGCAUCAUUGCCCAGAUCAAGGCCCAGUACGACGAAAUUGCCAACCGCAGCAAAGCCGAAGCAGAGGCCUGGUACCAGACCCGGUAUGAGGAGCUUCAGGUGACGGCCAGGAAUCACUGUGACAACCUCCGCGACCGCAAGAAUGAGAUCCUGGAAAUAAACAAGUUGAUCCAGCGGCUGCAGCAAGACAUUGAGAUUGUCAAAGCCCAGCGCUGCAAGCUGGAGGCUGCAGUGACCCAGGCAGAGCAGCAGGGCGAGGCAGCCCUCAAUGAUGCCAAGUGCAAGCUGGCAGGGCUGGAAGAGGCCCUGCAGAAGGCCAAGCAGGACAUGGCCUGCCUGCUCAAGGAGUACCAGGAGGUGAUGAACUCCAAGCUGGGCCUGGACAUCGAGAUCGCCACCUACCGGCGCCUGCUGGAGGGCGAGGAGCAGAGGCUAUGUGAAGGUGUUGGACCCGUGAAUAUCUCUGUGAGCAGCUCCAAAGGUGCCAUCCUGUAUGAGCCAUGUGUGGUCAGCACACCUGUGUACUGUCCAGGGAGCACCACGGUCCUCAAGAGCGGUGGGGGCUGCGGCAUCGGGGGCACUGGUGAAAUCUACAUCCCCUGUGAGCCCCAGGGGCUCCUCGUCUGUGGGAGCAGGCGGAGCUCCACUGUGAAGCUAGGGGCUGGGGGCAGCGCCUCCUGCCACAAGUGUUAG
Molecule: messenger RNA, 1545 nt
Organism: Budorcas taxicolor (takin)
Lineage: Eukaryota; Metazoa; Chordata; Mammalia; Artiodactyla; Bovidae
Gene: KRT82
Product: keratin 82
Exons: 9
Coding region: 1-1545 (514 amino acids)
Biological process (GO): keratinization; intermediate filament organization
Cellular component (GO): keratin filament
Molecular function (GO): structural constituent of skin epidermis
Source: RefSeq, a predicted model, not a curated record